AUGUUACAUGAGAUAGUAGAACCAGCUGUGCAUGAACAAAAGCUCAACUUUCUACGAGCACAUGCAACCGAACUGAAUCGUCGAAUCAUUUCAUUAAUGGAAAGUAGUGAUCGCGGUUUCCCAACUCAUAUUAAUUUACAGGUUCGGACACAAUUACCACAACCAGACGACAGUCGUGCACAGCAGCUUGAAAAACAGAAUAAAUUACUAUAUCAGGAAUUGGCUGAAAAAGAUCGAGUCAUUGAAGCCUUGAGAAGAGAAAAUGCAGAAGCGAUUGAAAACUACGAAGAACUAAAAAAAUUACAUCAACAAAAGAUUGCAGCUGUAAGUUCUAGACCAGCAGCCAUGGUACGUCCCGCGCUGCAUCAGAAAAUUGCUUACAAGCAAGCUCCGUCACCCAUCAAAAUUCAUGACACUCUGAUGUAA
Molecule: messenger RNA, 426 nt
Organism: Enterobius vermicularis (human pinworm)
Lineage: Eukaryota; Metazoa; Nematoda; Chromadorea; Rhabditida; Oxyuridae
Source: the annotation of a GenBank genome assembly